Molecule: messenger RNA, 474 nt
Organism: Lingula anatina
Lineage: Eukaryota; Metazoa; Brachiopoda; Lingulata; Lingulida; Lingulidae
Biological process (GO): positive regulation of voltage-gated potassium channel activity; sleep; regulation of synaptic transmission, cholinergic
Source: RefSeq, a predicted model, not a curated record
UAUUGAGCUGUCUCGGACUGUUGAAUUUUUAUAUGAGAAAUUUGCACAUUUACAGAUACAGACAGGAUGAAUACACUGACAAUUUUGUUCACUUUGGCGGCAAUGCUGGCUACAUGUACCGCCUUUACCUGCUAUACCUGCACCAGCGUUCUGAACAGUGGGUGUGACGGAGCGUUUACAGUGAGUAACCCUAGCUCCCUCUCCGGCAACUGUACCACGGCAUGCUACAAGGCUACAACCACCGUGGAUACUUUCUUGGGAUCGUCAACAACGUACACCAGGGGAUGCGCCUCCACCACCCCGACCUCGUUCACCUGUUCCAGCAGCACCGCAGGCAUCUCUGGUCUGGCCAGCGGUUCUACGGAGUCCUGCUACUGCAACACCGAUAACUGCAACUCCGCCUCAAACCUACUGCCCUCUAUCGUCCAGAUCGUCACGAUUGUCGCUGCAGCUUUAUUCUUCCAGAAGUUCUAG